AUGGUGGAAAUUAGAAAUAUAUUAUUAAUAGGUAGCGCUGGUAAAGGAAAGUCUACUUUAGCAAACGUUUUAACUGAAACUAAUGAAUUUGAAGAAAGUGAAGGUCGCAUUCAUGGGACUAAAGAAUCAAAAUCUAAAGAAUUUGAAUACGAAGGAAUAAAAUAUCAAGAGGAAAUUGAAGCUUUCAAUUUACUUAGCAAAGUUAUUUUUGAUGAUAAAGAAACUAAAAAAUUUUCAGAACAACUUGCUCAUACCAAAAUUAUCUAUGUAGAUAAUCCACCGGCAAAAGGCCGUUAUUUGUCAAUUUCUAAAGGAUCAAGAGAAGAAUCUCGCAAAAAAUUAUUAACACAUUUAAAAACUUGGCAAGAA
Messenger RNA from Dentiscutata erythropus, 369 nucleotides. NCBI's taxonomy places the organism in Eukaryota, Fungi, Glomeromycota, Glomeromycetes, Diversisporales, Gigasporaceae. The record is from the annotation of a GenBank genome assembly.